Mirounga angustirostris (Northern elephant seal) is the source of this 8327-nucleotide messenger RNA. RefSeq names its product phospholipase C beta 1 (gene PLCB1). Gene Ontology annotation, cellular component: nuclear speck; cytoplasm. The coding region runs from base 389 to 3865 and encodes 1158 amino acids. The transcript is spliced from 32 exons. Gene Ontology annotation, molecular function: calcium ion binding; phosphatidylinositol-4,5-bisphosphate phospholipase C activity; calmodulin binding. NCBI's taxonomy places the organism in Eukaryota, Metazoa, Chordata, Mammalia, Carnivora, Phocidae. The record is from RefSeq and is a predicted model, not a curated record. Gene Ontology annotation, biological process: phosphatidylinositol-mediated signaling; lipid catabolic process; memory.
GGGGGGCGCCGAGCGUGUGUCACUCGCGCUCUCCCUCUGUGUAUAGAGGAUGUGCUGAAUGGUGCGCUUCGAGGCGGCGGCGGCGGAGGAGCAGUACCCGGCGGCAGCUGGCAGCCUCGGCAGCCCGGCUCGGCUUCCCUUCGCCCUCCGAGGCUCCGCAGCCACCGCGGGCGCCCGACCCCGCGUCCCGCCCGGGGCAUGGCCCGGCGCCUGGCCCCCGCGCGCCCCGCCUGCUGAGCGGCGCCGGAGGAGGUGCGGAGGCCGGGAGGCCGGGGGAGGCCGGCGGGAGAACAGAGUCGAGCGCCUCGCGAGCCGAGAAAGGAGCCCGCGCCCCGCGCCCCGUCCCUGCCGCGCUCGCCCGGGCCGCCCGGAGCCCCGAUGAGCCCAGAUGGCCGGGGCUCAGCCCGGAGUGCACGCUUUGCAACUCAAGCCCGUGUGCGUGUCCGACAGCCUGAAGAAGGGCACCAAAUUCGUCAAGUGGGAUGAUGACUCUGCUAUUGUCACUCCAAUUAUUUUGAGGACUGACCCUCAGGGAUUUUUCUUUUACUGGACCGAUCAAAAUAAGGAGACGGAGCUGUUAGAUCUCAGCCUUGUCAAGGAUGCCAGAUGUGGGAAGCAUGCCAAAGCUCCCAAGGACCCCAAGUUACGUGAACUUUUGGAUGUGGGGAACAUCGGGCGCCUGGAGCAUCGCAUGAUAACAGUGGUAUAUGGGCCUGACUUGGUUAACAUCUCCCAUUUGAAUCUUGUGGCUUUCCAAGAAGAAGUGGCCAAGGAAUGGACAAAUGAGGUUUUCAGUUUGGCAACAAACCUGCUGGCCCAAAACAUGUCAAGAGACGCAUUUCUGGAAAAAGCCUAUACUAAGCUUAAGCUGCAAGUCACUCCAGAAGGGCGCAUUCCUCUCAAAAACAUAUACCGCUUGUUCUCAGCAGACCGGAAGCGAGUCGAAACUGCUUUAGAGGCUUGUAGUCUUCCAUCUUCAAGGAACGAUUCAAUACCUCAAGAAGAUUUCACUCCAGAAGUGUACAGAGUUUUCCUGAACAACCUUUGCCCUCGACCUGAAAUUGAUAACAUCUUUUCCGAAUUUGGUGCCAAAAGCAAACCAUACCUUACCGUCGAUCAGAUGAUGGACUUUAUCAACCUUAAGCAGCGAGAUCCCCGGCUAAAUGAAAUCCUUUACCCACCUUUAAAACAGGAACAAGUCCAAGUAUUGAUUGAGAAGUAUGAACCCAACAGUAGCCUCGCCAAAAAAGGACAGAUAUCAGUGGAUGGCUUUAUGCGCUAUCUGAGUGGAGAAGAAAAUGGAGUCGUUUCGCCUGAGAAACUGGAUUUGAAUGAAGAUAUGUCUCAGCCCCUUUCUCACUAUUUCAUCAAUUCCUCACACAACACCUACCUCACAGCUGGCCAGUUGGCUGGAAACUCCUCUGUCGAGAUGUAUCGCCAAGUGCUCCUGUCUGGUUGUCGCUGUGUGGAGUUGGACUGCUGGAAGGGACGGACUGCUGAAGAGGAACCAGUCAUCACCCAUGGGUUCACCAUGACAACUGAAAUAUCCUUCAAGGAAGUGAUAGAAGCAAUUGCUGAGUGUGCAUUUAAGACGUCACCUUUUCCAAUUCUGCUUUCAUUUGAGAACCACGUAGAUUCCCCAAAGCAGCAAGCCAAGAUGGCGGAGUAUUGCCGACUGAUCUUUGGAGACGCUCUUCUCAUGGAACCACUGGAAAAAUACCCACUGGAAUCUGGAGUUCCUCUUCCAAGCCCUAUGGACUUAAUGUACAAAAUUUUGGUGAAAAAUAAGAAGAAAUCGCACAAGUCGUCGGAAGGAAGUGGCAAAAAGAAGCUCUCAGAACAAGCUUCCAACACGUACAGCGACUCCUCCAGCGUGUUCGAGUCCUCAUCUCCAGGAGCUGGGGAAGCUGAUACCGAGAGUGACGACGACGAUGAUGAUGAUGACUGUAAAAAAUCUUCAAUGGAUGAGGGGACUGCAGGGAGCGAGGCCAUGGCCACCGAAGAGAUGUCUAACCUGGUGAACUAUAUUCAGCCAGUCAAGUUUGAGUCAUUUGAAACUUCAAAAAAAAGAAACAGAAGUUUUGAAAUGUCUUCCUUCGUGGAAACCAAAGGCCUCGAGCAACUGACGAAGUCUCCAGUGGAAUUUGUAGAAUAUAACAAAAUGCAGCUUAGCAGGAUAUAUCCAAAAGGAACCCGUGUGGAUUCAUCUAACUACAUGCCUCAGCUCUUCUGGAAUGCGGGUUGCCAAAUGGUUGCACUUAAUUUUCAAACUGUGGACCUGGCUAUGCAAAUAAAUAUGGGGAUGUACGAAUACAAUGGGAAAAGUGGCUACAGAUUAAAGCCAGAGUUCAUGAGGAGACCUGACAAGCAUUUUGAUCCAUUCACCGAAGGCAUCGUGGAUGGGAUAGUAGCCAAUACUUUAUCUGUCAAGAUUAUAUCAGGUCAGUUUCUUUCUGAUAAGAAAGUCGGGACUUACGUGGAAGUGGAUAUGUUUGGUUUGCCUGUGGACACGAGGAGGAAGGCAUUUAAGACCAAAACAUCACAAGGAAAUGCUGUAAAUCCUGUCUGGGAAGAAGAGCCCAUUGUGUUCAAAAAGGUGGUUCUUCCUUCUCUGGCCUGUUUGAGGAUAGCAGUUUAUGAAGAAGGAGGUAAAUUCAUCGGUCACCGGAUCUUGCCAGUACAGGCAAUUCGGCCAGGCUAUCACUACAUCUGUCUGAGGAAUGAGAGGAACCAGCCUCUGAUGCUCCCAGCUGUCUUUGUCUACAUAGAGGUGAAAGACUAUGUCCCAGAUACAUAUGCAGAUGUGAUUGAAGCUUUGUCAAAUCCAAUAAGAUAUGUGAAUCUGAUGGAGCAAAGAGCUAAACAAUUGGCUGCAUUGACACUGGAAGAUGAAGAAGAAGUAAAGAAAGAGACUGAUCCUGGGGAAACACCAUCGGAAGUUCCGAAUGAAGCCAGGACAACUCCAGCAGAAAACGGAGUGAAUCACACUACAUCCUUGGCACCCAAACCACCCUCCCAGGCUCUCCACAGCCAACCAGCUCCAGGUUCUGUAAAGGCACCUGCCAAAACAGAAGAUCUUAUUCAGAGUGUUUUAACAGAAGUGGAAGCCCAGACCAUCGAAGAGCUAAAGCAGCAGAAAUCAUUUGUGAAACUUCAAAAGAAGCACUACAAAGAAAUGAAAGACCUGGUUAAAAGACACCACAAGAAAACCACUGACCUAAUCAAAGAACACACUACAAAGUAUAAUGAAAUUCAGAACGACUACUUGAGAAGGAGGGCAGCUUUGGAAAAGACAGCCAAAAAGGACAGUAAGAAAAAGUCAGAUCCCAGCAGUCCUGACCAUGGUUCAUCAACGAUUGAGCAAGAUCUUGCUGCCCUAGAUGCCGAAAUGACCCAAAAGUUAAUAGACUUGAAGGACAAACAACAGCAGCAGCUGCUUAAUCUUCGACAAGAGCAGUAUUAUAGUGAAAAAUACCAGAAGCGAGAACAUAUUAAACUGCUUAUUCAAAAAUUGACGGAUGUUGCUGAAGAAUGUCAGAACAAUCAGCUGAAGAAGCUCAAAGAAAUCUGUGAGAAAGAGAAGAAGGAAUUAAAGAAGAAAAUGGACAAAAAAAGGCAGGAGAAGAUAACAGAAGCUAAAUCCAAAGACAAAAGUCAAAUGGAAGAGGAAAAGACAGAGAUGAUCCGGUCGUACAUCCAAGAGGUGGUGCAGUACAUCAAGAGGUUAGAAGAGGCCCAAAGUAAACGGCAAGAAAAACUUGUAGAGAAACACAAGGAGAUACGUCAACAGAUCCUGGACGAAAAGCCCAAGCCUCCAGUUGUCAGGAGCAGCGGCCUAAAAAGUCAGAGUAAAAUCAAGACCUGAGCAAUUUGGACUGCAAUUUACCAAACAGGUAGGAGUGGGAUUCUGGACCUUUCUCUUAACUAAUUCUAUAGCAAUGCCUACAGGCAGCAUGCAGAUUGAAGGAUGAGAGUAUCAGUGGUAAAAAGAGCUUUAAGAUGCAAAGCCAGUCAUUGCACCAAUGUCAGAGUUUCUACCAGAAAGCAAAUUAAAAGGCAGCAAAACAUGAGUUGCUGGAUAAAUUUUUUUUAAAGAUUUUAUUUAUUUAUUCAUAAGAGACAGAGAGAGAGAGAGGCAGAGGGAGAAGCAGGCUCUCUGCUGAGCGGAAAGCCCGAUGCGGAACUCGAUCCCAGGACUCCGGGAUCAUGACCUGAGCCAAAGGCAGACGCUUAACUAUCUGAGCCACCCAGGCACCCGCUGGAUAAAUUUCUUAAACAUGGUCCUACAUCUUCCUCAGAAAUGGCAUUGAAAGCCCCCGUUGAGAAAACACUUCUGAAUUCCAAGACUGAUUAAAGGAACAAUAGUUCUACCUUUGAUGUGUUGCAAUAAAAUUAAGACGUGAACUUGGGAGGACAGAGAUGAUAUUAUUCCUUAAUACAGUAUUAUAUUAGCAUCUUAAUCGAUUAAUAUACACUUUACCCAGUUUUAUAUCAUACUGAAAUAUUAAUAUUUGCUUUGACAUGUCUGUGGCCAGUUUUGGACAAGGCCAUUUAAAACCAAUUAUGUCUUGAUGUGGGGGCAAAGGCCCUAAUUGCAUCUUUGUUUCUGUGGGAUUGGGAUGCUCUGAUUCAGUUCUUAAUUCUUUUGAUUCAUACCCUCUUUCAACAGAGAACAGGCUCAAAGCAGGAAGGCUUUUUCCAUAGGGAUGCAUUUAGUCUCUACCACCUCUUAGUUCAGUAGGCCCUUGAAGAUUUCGCACAUUCAAAACACCCUGGGACACUUCCAACCAAGUCAUAAGGUCAUCACAAUUGUCUGCUGCUGACAUUUUGUUCCAUAGGUGCCUAAAUGUUCACUCCUGGCUCUCAAAGGCUUUUGUCAGCACCUUACUGAGUUGGCAGUGACACCCACCACACACCUUAUCACCCAGCCUUGGGGAGUCAGUUUAGCAUCUUAUCAUCUUGCUUGUUGGAACGGAUGCAUCCAGCAUUCAGACUGUUCAUGCCACUGGUACCAUAACCAAAAAAAAAAAAAAAAAAAGGCAUUUUUUUAACUCAAAGACUCAAUGCUUUUAUUUAGAUUUAAACCACAGAUUGUUGGGCCUGUAAGUAGGUCACACUUUGUGUGGAAUGACCCAGCUCUGUCCUUUGCCAUCUGGCUACAUGAAUCAAUGUCAGAUGUAUGCAAAUAUAUCUCUGAGAGGAGACCCUGGAAAACAGUGUUGAUAGACCAAGCACCAACCCCAGGACAGCUACCUGUCCUAGAAAAAUCACCGCAGCACAGGUUUAAAUGUGAUCUCACUGUCCAUUAUUUUCACUGGAUGCUAGAGUCUAAAUACACUCUGCGUCUGCUUCAUUUAUCUUAAUUUUAUUACAUGCCCAGAAAUUCAGGGGAGUUCAGAGACAGCAUGGAAUGGUUGAGAAAGAGCAUGUGAUAAAAACUCUAAGGAGCACCAAGGGAAAAAAAAUAAUCAUAGUGAGACAAUGAGGUUUGUCCAGCUGUCUGUCCAGUAACCAACUGACUGCGGGUUGUCACAGAGCCACUGGGAUUGGUUCUCAACUUGGACUUCAGAGCUUUAACAGUACAAUAAGGAUUGGGGUUAAUAAUUAUAAUUAUAAAUGUUAUUUAUUUAUUUUUUUGUUAUUUAUUUAAACGUAGCUUUGUUUGCAAGAAGACAGAACACAGCUGGCAAUAGUGCAUGCAGAAUAGAAAGAUAAAAUCAGUAGAGAAUAAAUGGGGAAAAUAAGAUAUGGGGAAAAUAAAAACAGAAAAGUGACUUGGAAGCAGGAAGGAGUAAGUUAGUAAACGACACACAACACCCACUCCAUAAAAGCACGUAUAUUAGUUGGUGUUGGGCCACAGAGUCUGUAAGUCAAAACUAGCUAUAGAGAAGAAAUAUCCCUGGAGUAGCUUGGGCUUCAUAGAAGGUUGGCAUUGUAUACUUUCCCAUCCCCAGAUGCCUCCAUAUACUUAUACUAUCCCCAGAUCUUCAUUGUUGUACAUUUAUCCAUUCAAACAUUUCUUGAAUGCAUUUAAUGUGUCAGCACCAUGCCAGGUUCUGAGGAAACCAUGGUUUAUAGAAAAACAAAUGAUCACAUAAAGGAGUGUGGAGCUAUAAGCUGAGAUACCUUUUCUGAAGGAAAGGAACAUGGUUCCUGGAAAAUUUAUUACAGAAAAAUCCAGACUGGUCUGGAUGGGGUAGGUAUCAAAGGGUAAAGAUCAGGUAGGACUUCUUAAAGCAAGUAAUUUUUGAAUUGGAAGCUGAAGCUGAGUAGGAACUAAGUAAGUAAAUGAUGUGGGGUCCAGUGGAGUGAGGAGGGGUGUAUGGAUAGAGGGAAAUAUUUCUAGAGAGGAAAAAGAGUGCAUGCAAAGGCCCUGUGGUAGGAAGGACCAUGGUAUAUUCAAGGAACUGAAAGGCCAAGGUAGAUAGUGCACAGAAAGCAAAGAAGAAAAUAUAAAAUGAGGAAAGAAAAGUAGACAGGGGUGAAACCCAUACAUUAUCAAUUUUGGUUUUUAUCCUAAUAAGACUUAACUGUGGUUGGGGGUAGUAAUCUGAACCAAUUUACAUUUUGAAAAAAAUUCUAUUGAUUGAAGAGAACAAAUUGAAGGAAAGAAAGGGCAAGCAGGAUGCUAAAGAUUAGUUAGGGCUAUUAUAUUAGUGCAUUCAAGAGAGCCUGGUAGUGUGGACUUGGUUUGUGACAAUGGAGACAAAAAGAAGUGGAAGGAUGUGAGAGGCAGGAUUUGGUGCUGGGUUGGUGGUAGAGUGUAGGGAAAGGCAGGGGUCACAGAAUUACCUGGAUAUGGAGUUUGUGCAACUGGGCGGAUAUUGUCACCUAUCAUUGGCCUAGGGAAUUUCAGAAGAGAGCCAAACUGAGAAUGACGAGACAGAGCCAUGAGGGUAGUCUUGGACAUGGCGUGAUUGAGAUAUUUUAGAGGCAUCCAAGAGAGAAGUCCUAUAGAUGGUGAGGUAUACCAAUUUGGAGUUGAGAGAAGUGUUAGCUGGGAAUAAAAGAUUUGUGACCUAUAUGCACAUACAGAUAUACAUAUAAAGGUGGAAGGGAGGUGUGAGCGUGAAUGAGGUUCCCAAGGAACAGAACAUAGCAAGAGAAAGAAAAAGCCUCAGAUGGAGACUUGAUGCAUUUUCAAGGAGCAGCUUGGCCUGGGGUUAUUCUGAACACAGCAUUAAGAUUGUAGGGGCAAAUCUUUUUUUUUUUUUUUUUUUCUUACACCAUGAACUUACAUUUCUUCCCUAUUAUUUUGCUUUGUUUUGAUUGGAUAGACAACUAUCCCCCCCUGAUUUCUCACUUUUGAAUUUCCUUAGUUAACUCGAUCACCCCUGCCAGUAAUGAUAGAAGUUUCACCAUAAAUGGUCUUAAUCAAGAUGAAGAAUACUUUUUAAAUGAGUUAGUUUUUAAUGAAUAGGACUUUAUAUGUGUGCUAAAUGAUGCUUGUUACCAAAACCAUUUAAGUAUUAGUGAUUGUAUGCUUUUUGUCUUUUACUGGUCAAUUAAUCUAGCCUUGUCCUGUGAGAUUAGCAUGAGGUGCUGCCCAUAGAUAGUCUGAGAAUUUACUUGAGAUGGCCUGAGAUUCAUGCAUGGUCAUUUACUUAGAAAUGACCACCUUGUAUAUUUUAGAAGAUGACAUCCCUUGGGGUGAGUUUUGCAAGCUCAUUAUGGCAAGCUACGUCUAACAGAAAGGACAGGAUUUUGAAACAGAUAAUUGAGGAAACCAGCAGAAAAGUUUAAGUUCAUGUGAUUCAAUAGUUUUCAUUGUCCAAUAUUGUGUUUUCAUAGUACACAUUGAAUAAGAGGGUAAGAUCUUUAUUGACAGGCACAGUUUUCUUCCGAUGAUUUUUUGUUCACUGAAUUUGGUAGUGAUGGCGUUCCAAUGAAAAGUUGCAUUUUGUUCAUGUGGGCACAUGAAUUUGCACAUGCUGUGUGUCUGCCCAUGUUUACUGUGUAGUUAAAACCAAGACAUCAGUUGUGAUCUCCCCAGAAGUAGCAGUAACUGUAUAACUUAAGCAGCAAGUAGAAGAAUCUGGGUUUCUUUAAUGUAGGCAAGAGAUAAGAAUGUUGUUUUCAAGUUCAUAUGAAAGAGGAUGAUGGAGUGGUUCUGUCUAGCCACAAAGGGCAAUCCGAGUUUAAAUUAAUUAAGAUUAAAUAAUAUUAAAAAUUAAGUUCUUGUGUCACGACAGCCACACUUCAAUAGUCCGGUGUAGCUGGUGUCCACAGCGUUGAGCAGUGCGAAUAUACAACUUUUCCACCAUCCCAGAAAGCUCUAGUGAAGGUUUCUGAACUAAAGCAGGAAUCAAAUCCAGGCUGCUGCCGGU